Messenger RNA from Paramecium primaurelia, 1074 nucleotides. The record is from the annotation of a GenBank genome assembly. NCBI's taxonomy places the organism in Eukaryota, Ciliophora, Oligohymenophorea, Peniculida, Parameciidae.
AUGAAUUAGUCACAAUUAUAGACUUUUUCUUACAAAUUAGUGCCAUAGUCUUCUGUACAUUAAAAUUCUUUAUAUCGCGUAAUUGCAAUUAACAAAAAUUAAACAUUGCUUUUAGAUUAAAUGGAAUACUUUAUUAAAUGUUGUGCAUUUAAAAGUGGAGAGAUAAAUUAUUAUAACUAUUUAAUUUUAGAAAUGUUAUUUACUAUACUUUAAAUUUUCAAAACUAGAAAUAAGAUAUUAUUUUAGGUUCAAAUACAUUCAUUUGUAAAUAUUCAUCAAGGUUAAUGGCUAAUACAAAAUAUAUUUAAAAAUUUUAUGGAUAUUUAAUAUAAGGUGCUUAAUUUUGCACACUUUUUGAAUGAAAACAUGAUUAUUAAGGGUAGUAAUAUAGGUUUUUUAUUUACUAAUUAAAUUGGAAGUAAUAAACCUUUUUAAUAAACUAUAAAAGAACAUAUUAGUGUAUUUGGAUUAUCAAUAAAGGAUUAAGGUACUAGAUUAAUAUCUUGUGGAAAGGACUAUUUCAUUUUAAUAAUUGAACCUACUAAUUCUGAGUUGUAAAAAUACAUUUGGACAAUAAAAUAGAAACUAAUUGUUGAACAAUAUAGUUAUAAUUAGUCUUACAUGAAUUUUUAUUGUGAAAAAAAUGAUUUAUAUCACAAAUAAAGUUAGCGCUUACUAAAUUCUAAUAAAUAAGAUUAAUUUUGUAUCUUCUAAUAAGUAUAUAAUUAAAAAAAGUCUUUUAUUUUCAAUAUAUAUGGAAGAGUACUAUAAAUAAUUAGGGUUUCAAAUAAUCAACCAUUAAAUUCAGGAUUAACUUAUGAAUUAUUAUAAUUAGAAUAAAGUAUUGAUUUUGGAAAUAGAUAUAAUCCAUGGAUAUACGGAAUAAUACGUGAUGAUGCAGAAUAUAUAAUAACUUGGGAUUUGAAUCAGAGUAGAUAUAAAUUAAAUAAUUUUAGAUUAAUAAUUGAAAUAAUUUAUUUUAUCAUCAAUUAUAUAAUAAAAUAAUUAUAUAAAUGGAUGAGAAUAAUUGUAAAAAUUAAAUAAAGAGUAAAGAGAUAUACUAUAUUAAGAUGA